GAAGAGAAAGAGAGAGAGAGAGAGAGAGAGAGAGAGGCACAACAUGGCAAGCUGUAACAUGGCAUCAGCUGCUUCUGGGUUUGGGCUAACACCAAAUGUUACAAGCAACACAACUUCAGGUGCAAAGAGUUACAUGUUAUCUUUCCCUUUCAAGAACAACAAUUCAUCAAGGCUGGUUGUAAGGGCAGCGGAGGAGGGUGCUCCACCAGCAACCACUACAGCACCAGUUGAAGGUGAAGCUCCUAAGCCUAAGCCUCCACCAAUUGGACCCAAGAGAGGCACUAAGGUUAAGAUUCUUAGGAGGGAGUCCUACUGGUACAAUGGCAUUGGAUCUGUUGUAGCUGUUGACCAGGACCCAAAGACUCGCUACCCAGUAGUGGUCCGAUUCAACAAAGUUAACUAUGCAAAUGUAUCUACAAAUAACUAUGCAUUGGAUGAGAUUGAAGAAGUUAAAUGAGUGAUGGUUGGUAUUGUAAUUGUAAUUGUAAUUUUCCUACUAUUUUAGUCUCUAGCUUUAGUUUGUCUGUGUGACGAAUAUAUACUCUCUCUGUGAUUUCUUGUUUCUUCUUCCUUAUUAUGUUAUGACAAAUGCUGCCAAGAGCCAAAUUGAUAUUGUCCAUAACAUAUACUACACUAGCUGUGAUUUGAACCAGUUUUAAAAUCAA
Molecule: messenger RNA, 665 nt
Organism: Quercus lobata
Lineage: Eukaryota; Viridiplantae; Streptophyta; Magnoliopsida; Fagales; Fagaceae
Gene: PSAE-1
Product: Photosystem I reaction centre subunit IV / PsaE protein
Exons: 4
Coding region: 44-457 (137 amino acids)
Biological process (GO): photosynthesis
Cellular component (GO): photosystem I; photosystem I reaction center
Source: RefSeq, a predicted model, not a curated record